AUGGCACCCUCAGCAUCUAAACAAAAGCGUCUCGCAGAAAAGGUCGCCAAACAAGCCUCCAAAGGCAAAUCGACCGAUGCCUCGACGUCGACCACCACACCCUCAGGUUCCGUCAACGGCGGUAGCUCCCUAAACACCCCCUUAACCAGCUUGUCUGCGGCGACGAGCACUGAAGACCUCAUUUCGAUGGCCAAGUUGAAAAUUGCAACCGAUCGGAGCGCUGCAGGCGUGCUCGUGUCCGAUCCCAAAGGUCGCGAUAUCAAAAUCGACUCUUUUACCCUUUCCUUCCACGGAAGGUUACUCAUUGAGAAUGCGGAGAUCUCGCUCAACUACGGUCAGCGGUAUGGCUUACUUGGAGAGAACGGCUCAGGAAAGUCAACUCUCUUGCAAUCCAUUGCCGACCGCGAUAUUGAUAUCCCCGAUCAUAUCGACAUCCAUCUUGUCCGUGGUGAGGCUGAGCCUUCAGAUGUCAACGCGAUCGACUUUAUCGUUGCAUCCGCCAAGGAGAAGGUAGCGAAGCUCGAGCAACGCAUCGAGGAUCUCUCUGUCGCCGAUCAUGUCGAUGAAGUUGCAUUAGACAGUGCUUACGAAGAGCUCGAGGAGAUGGAUCCCAACACAUUCGAGGCAAAGGCGGGCAGCAUUUUGCACGGUCUGGGAUUCAGUCAGCAAAUGAUGCACCGGCCCACGAAGGAUAUGAGUGGUGGUUGGCGCAUGCGUGUCUCCCUUGCUCGGGCUCUCUUCGUGAAGCCCCACCUCCUGUUGCUCGAUGAGCCCACGAACCAUCUGGACUUGGAGGCUGUCGUGUGGCUCGAAGCAUACCUCUCCAUGUACAAUCACAUCCUCGUGAUCACAUCACAUUCACAGGACUUCAUGGAUAGCGUUUGCACCAACAUCAUGGAGCUCACGCCGAAGAAAAAGCUCGUCUACUACGGAGGCAACUAUUCAACCUACGUGCGAACGAAACAAGAGAACGAGGUCAACCAGAUGAAGGCAUACCAGAAGCAACAAGAUGAGAUCGCUCAUAUCAAGAAGUUCAUCGCAUCUGCUGGUACAUACGCCAACUUGGUUAGGCAGGCAAAGUCAAAGCAGAAGAUUAUCGACAAGAUGGAGGCUGCGGGUCUCAUCGAGAAGAUCGAGAUACCGAAGCCGCUGCGAUUCAACUUCGAAGACAUUUCGAAGCUCCCGCCCCCCAUUCUUGCAUUCAACGACGUCGCCUUCUCUUACUCCGGGAAGAAAGAGGACUACCUGUAUCAAAACCUGUCUUUCGGUAUCGAUAUGGAAUCCCGCAUAGCCAUUGUCGGUCAAAACGGUACCGGAAAGUCCACAUUGCUCAAUCUGAUCAUGGGCACGUUGCAACCAUGCGAGGGCACCAUCUCGCGGCACGUCAACCUCAAACUCGCGAAGUACUCGCAGCACUCCGCAGAUCAGCUGCCGUACGACAAGUCGCCCAUUGAGCACAUGCAAUCGCUGUAUGCGGAGAAGUACCCGGACAAGGAUUUGCAGGCCUGGCGUGCACAGUUGGGCCGUUUCGGUCUUUCCGGACCGCACCAGACAUCGCCAAUCAAACAAUUGUCUGACGGUCUGCGGAAUCGCGUUGUCUUUGCUCAGCUUGCUAUGGAGCACCCACACAUCUUACUCCUCGAUGAGCCGACCAAUCACUUGGACAUGGCCUCGAUUGAUGCGCUUGCGCGCGCCAUCAAGGAAUUCGAGGGUGGCGUCGUGAUCGUGUCUCAUGACUUCCGUCUGAUUUCGCAAGUCGCUGAAGAGUUGUGGGAGGUAAAGAACCGCAAGAUCAAGAACCUUACCAAGGAGGGCAUCACCAUCGUCGACUACAAGAACCUGCUCGUCAAAAACAGUUAUGCUGCGCUCGAGAAGGCGAAGCUGUUCAGCAAGACCACUAGCAAGACAAAGGCUUAG
This is a messenger RNA of Laetiporus sulphureus 93-53, 1917 nucleotides long. RefSeq names its product P-loop containing nucleoside triphosphate hydrolase protein. The record is from RefSeq and is a predicted model, not a curated record. The coding region runs from base 1 to 1917 and encodes 638 amino acids. NCBI's taxonomy places the organism in Eukaryota, Fungi, Basidiomycota, Agaricomycetes, Polyporales, Laetiporaceae. Gene Ontology annotation, molecular function: ATP binding; ATP hydrolysis activity. The transcript is spliced from 8 exons.